AUGCACAGAAAGCAGUCAAAAGCUGUGAAAUCAAAUCGUAUUUCGGUUGGCAUAACUACAGACAUUCUUGUUACCGAGUUUUUUAUAGGAAGAAAAGUAGCAAUUGACGCUUCUAUGUCAAUUUACCAGUUUCUUAUUGCUGUUAGACAAGAAGGGAAUACUCUAAUGAAUGCAGAAGGAGAGUCGACUAGCCAUUUGAUGGGUAUGUUUUAUAGAACAAUAAGAAUGAUAGAAAAUGGAAUCAAACCUGUAUAUGUUUUUGAAGGAAAACCACCCUCUAUGAAAGCUGGAGAGUUAGCCAAACGCUCUGAGAGACGUAUUGAGUCAACUAAAGAAUUAGCCAAAGCAGAAGCUGAAGAAGAUUUAGAAGCUAUUGAGAAAUUCUCCAAACGUUUAGUUAAAGUUACUCCAGCUCAUAACGAAGAUUGCAGACAGCUUCUUAAUUUAAUGGGCGUUCCGUUUGUUAAUGCACCUGGAGAAGCAGAAGCGCAAUGUGCAGUAUUGGCGAAGUCAGGAAAAGUUUAUGCUGUAGGGACUGAAGAUAUGGAUGCAUUGGCAUUUGGUACUCCAGUUCUGCUACGACAUUUGACAUUCAGUGAAGCCAGAAAAAUGGCCAUUCAAGAGUUCAACCUGACGUCAGUUCUUGAAGGUCUUGGUUUAACUAUGGAUCAAUUUAUAGAUUUAUGCAUAUUACUUGGUUGUGACUACGUUGAUACGAUACGAGGAAUCGGUCCUAAGAAAGCGUUAGAUUUGUUGCAUAAGUAUCAGUCGAUUGAUUGUGUUUUGAAGAAUAUCGAUAAAUCUAAAUAUCCUGUCCCAGACGAUUGGCCUUACGAAGAUGCGAAAAAGCUUUUCUUGAAUCCCGAGGUGACAGACCCUUCAUCAAUUGAACUUAAAUGGAAUGAACCAGAUGAAGAAGGUUUGGUAGAGUUUCUAUGCCACAAACAUGGGUUCAAUGAAGAACGUAUAAGAAAUGGAGCGAAAAAGUUAUUAAAAGCCAGAAAUACAACUACUCAAGGUCGAAUAGACAACUUUUUCAGCUGUGUCCCAUCAAAAAGUAAUUCAUCCACGUCGACUCCCAACAGCAGUCACAAAAAGGUAUCAAACAGUGCAUCUGAUCGUAAACGUAAAAGUAACGCUGGUACGACGAACGGAUACAAAAAACCAAAAUAA
Messenger RNA from Schistosoma intercalatum, 1173 nucleotides. Lineage: Eukaryota; Metazoa; Platyhelminthes; Trematoda; Strigeidida; Schistosomatidae. The record is from the annotation of a GenBank genome assembly.